Messenger RNA from Mangifera indica (mango), 2452 nucleotides. Its product is annotated as probable inactive purple acid phosphatase 1. The coding region runs from base 175 to 2181 and encodes 668 amino acids. The transcript has 15 exons. The record is from RefSeq and is a predicted model, not a curated record. Gene Ontology annotation, molecular function: metal ion binding; acid phosphatase activity. Lineage: Eukaryota; Viridiplantae; Streptophyta; Magnoliopsida; Sapindales; Anacardiaceae.
UGUUUCAGGAUGUCCCGUUGACGGUUUUCUUUAUGCACAAACUGGUGAUUUUAGCCAACUUCCUCUUCUGUGCCAUUAUCCAGUUAAGUUAUAUAGAAAGUCUGACGCUAAAAAUUGCUUAAUUUGGGCGACUAAAUUCUAUUCAAUUGAAUAAGUAGUAAAAUAAUUAAUUUCAUGUCUGUACAUCCGGAAUCACUGCUUGCAAUGGCAGCCUCCACUGUUCCUUCCAGGAUUUUCCUGAAGCCAUUGUGUUUCCUGUUGAUUUUGUUGUUUCUUGGUUUUUGUUCAUCGUUGUUGCAUCCUUCGGUGGCCAACUCAGUUUAUGAACACCGUAACCACACCGCCAUAUCUGCGUUUCGAGUAGUGAACAGAAGAUCUUUGUUGGAGUGUCCUAAUCUCAACCCUUAUCUCCAAGUUAACGUCAGUAAAACUUCUGACCUCGCCGAUGAAGAGUUUGUCACGGUGACUGUCAGCGGAGUCUUGCAUCCUGCACACAGUGAUUGGGUUGCUAUGAUCUCGCCUUCUCAUGCUUCUGUGAAGAGUUGUCCCUUAAGCGAGGCUUUCUAUCUUCAGACUGGAGAUACAAGUCAUCUUCCUCUCCUCUGCCAUUAUCCUGUGAAGGCACAGUUUGUGAGCAACGAUCCAGAUUAUCUGAGUUGCAGGAAGCAGGAAUGCAAGAAGUAUAACAAUACCGAAUGUGUGGUGAAAUCAUGCAGUGGUUCAGUAACUUUUCAUGUCAUUAACAUCAGAACAGACAUUGAAUUCGUUUUCUUUGCUGCUGGAUUUGAGACGCCUUGCAUUUUGAGACGGUCAGAUCCUAUCAAUUUUGCCAAUGCAAAUCAGCCUUUAUAUGGACAUAUAUCGAGCAUAGACUCUUCAGGAACAUCUAUGAGAUUGACAUGGGUCAGUGGGGAUAAGGGACCCCAACAAGUCCAAUAUGGAGAUGGAAAAUCAGAGACAUCACAAGUUUCUACCUUCUCGCAAGCUGACAUGUGCAGCUCUCUUGUACCAAGUCCAGCGAAGGAUUUUGGGUGGCAUGAUCCUGGAUAUAUUCAUUCAGCAGUCAUGACAGGACUUCAGCCCUCAUCCAAAUUUUCCUACAGAUAUGGAAGUAAUUCAGUUGGCUGGAGUAAGCAAAUCGAUUUCCGGACUCCGUCUGCCGGAGGAUCAAAUGAACUCAAGUUUCUUGCAUAUGGCGAUAUGGGAAAGGCUCCUCUUGAUGCCUCAACUGAACACUACAUACAGAUUCAAUCGGUUGGACUGACGUUGACCCGGAGAGUACCCUUUGAUCUGGUCAAGGCACGGUUCGGUCUGAAAACUUUGCCAGGAUCUAUCUCAGUGGUGAAAGCCAUGACUCAAGAAAUAGAUAAUGGCAAUGUAGACUCAAUCUUCCACAUCGGAGACAUCAGCUAUGCAACAGGCUUCUUGGUUGAAUGGGACUACUUCCUCAACCUUAUAACCCCUUUGGCUUCAAGAGUUUCUUACAUGACUGCAAUUGGAAACCAUGAAAGGGAUUACAUAAAUUCAGGGUCAGUGUAUAUCACUCCGGAUUCAGGUGGAGAAUGUGGAGUUCCUUAUGAGACAUAUUUUCCGAUGCCAACUCCGGCAAAGGAUAAGCCAUGGUAUUCCAUCGAACAAGGUCCUGUUCACUUCACAGUCAUGUCUACUGAGCAUGACUGGUCAUUUAAUUCUGAACAGUAUAACUGGAUGAAAAUGGAUAUGGCUUCGGUGGAUCGAUCAAAAACCCCUUGGUUAAUUUUUACAGGGCACAGACCAAUGUAUACUUCUUCUGGUGGACUGCUGAAUGUGGACGGGCGCUUUGCUCAAGAGGUAGAACCAUUACUUCUUCAAAGCAAGGUUGAUCUGGUGCUCUUCGGCCAUGUUCAUAACUAUGAGAGAACCUGCUCAGUUUUUCAAAGCAGAUGCCUCGCCAUGCCUGCAAAAGAUGCAAACGGGACAGACACAUAUGAUCAUAGCAAUUACAAAGCACCAGUGCAGGCUGUAAUUGGCAUGGCUGGCUUCAAAUUGGACGGUUUCCAAAAAAAUGAGACCUGGAGUUUGUCGAAGAUGAUGAAAUUCGGAUACCUAAGAGUUCAUGCCACAAAGGAAGACAUGAAAUUAGAGUUUGUAGAAGCAGACACAAGAAAAGUUGGAGAUAGUUUCCGAAUUAUUAAGAGAUAGUAUAAAUGGACAGAUAAUAUACAGAUGAAAAUUGGCAAGAGAUGGGCUUUACAAGAACUUCAUGAACAUGUAUCAAAUUAUCUCUCUGUUAAUACUGAAUAAAUUAUGAUGCAUCCUGGACAAAGGGCUACUGACUAAUCCCUCACUUCGCUGUUUGCAUUUUCUUGAACCAACUAUGGCUCACUAAUUAAGAUUGGAUCGAAUAUGAUCUGCUGAAGCUCAAAUUUAAAAUCUGAUUGAAUGAGCUGAAUUCAAUCCAAUGCUAUUAUUA